GUCAAAAAGUUUCAAGGACAAAUAAGUUUAAAUGGACUCCUAAUCGUAAUUAAAAAAAUAUAAAUAAUUAUUUUUUCUUUUUGAUAAUGAAAGUUGUUUACCUUUGAGUUCGAUAAGGCGUGCCGAAAUCUAAAUAACAACUACAAUUGGUAUUCUAAUUAAAAUAUGAUUAUGUCAAAGCCUAGACUGCUUCUGGAACAAAGGACCUUACAAGCUGUAUCAUACCUAGUAAAACAUAGUGCAGCCAUGUCAACAACAGCUACGAAAAAAUUGUUUGAAAACCAUUUAAAAUUGCCCUCACUUCCAGUGCCGACAUUAAAUCAGACUAUCGAUAAGUAUGUUAAGACUGUAACACCAUUUUUAAAUGAAACUGAAUUGACCAAUACUAAGAGAUUGUUGACAGAGUUUGGUUCUGAUAAUGGUAUCGGAAAGAAACUGCAACAUCUUCUGGUUGAGAGGGCUAAAUCUCAUGAAAAUUGGUUGGAAGAAUGGUGGUUGAAUACCUCCUACUUGGAAUACCGAGAUCCUGUUGUUGUUUUCUCCAGCCCAGGUCUGGUGUUUCCCUUCGAAGAUUUCAAUAAUGAAGAUGAUAGAUUGAAAUAUACUGCAAAUCUAAUACUCGCUGCUGUUGAGUAUUAUUUAAACAUAUGGAAUGAUCAAUUGCCGCUGGAUAAAAUGGGCAAGGAACCGUUGGACAUGAACCAGUACAAAAAGAUUUUUGGGACCUGUCGGAUACCAAGACCAAAAAGAGAUGCUUUACAAUUCAGUAUACACUCGAAACAUAUAGUCGUAGUAAAAAAUAACAAUUUUUUCAAACUUGAUGUGUUAAACAGCAACGGAGAACUUCCAAGUGAAAGUGAACUGAUAGACCAGCUUAACAUCAUCGUUGAAAACUCCAAAACAACCGGUACACCCGUUGGUAUUUUGACCAGCGAUAAUAGAGAUGAGUGGAGUGCGGCUUAUGAAGAACUUCUGAAAGAUCCCAUCAACGAAGAAUCUGUCGACCAAAUUCAGAGGUCGUUGUUUUUGGUAGCGCUUGAUAAUCCGAUGCCCGAACAUAACGACAGUCGCAGAUCAAUGGCUAGUAAACAAUUCAUCCAUGGUGGCGGUAGCAGAGCUAAUUCUGCCAAUCGUUGGUUCGACAAAACUGUACAGUUCGUAAUUGGAGAAGACGGCACCGUUGGUCUAACUUACGAGCACUCUCCAAGCGAAGGUCAACCCAUCGCAGUCAUGACAGACUUUUUAAUCGAUUACAUAAAUAAUAACCGUUCAAAAAAUCUGCUUGAUACAAAAAGGGACACAGAGCCUGUACAACUGAAGUUUAACGUCAACGAUGCUCUACAAGGACACAUCCAACGGGCAAAAGUCAAUGUCGAUAAACUGGCAGAUAAUUUGGAUAUGGAUUCAUUUCAGUUUUCGUCGUUUGGAAAGGAGUUUGUCAAGUCACAGAAGCUUAGUCCUGACAGUUUCAUUCAAAUUGCCAUGCAGUAUGCUUUUUACAGAAUCCAUAAGACUCCAGGAGCACAUUACGAAUCAGCAGCUACUAGAAAAUACAUCCACGGCAGAACAGAAACGAUCAGAUCCUGUUCCAUAGAGUCCAUAGCAUUCGCUAAAGCCAUGUUGGAUAGCAGCAAGUCUUUGAACGAGAAAGUAGCAGCUCUAAAAGACGCCAUUUCCUCGCACAAGAAGUAUUCUAUAGAAGCAGUAAAUGGUUUUGGCGUAGAUCGUCACCUCCUGGGUCUGAAACUGAUAGCUCUCGAAAACGGCAUCGAACUACCAGAAAUCUACAAAGACAAAGCGUACAGUCUCAGUAGUCGAAUGCGUUUGUCCACCAGCCAAGUCGCCACCAAAUGCGACGGCUUUAUGGUUUACGCGCCCCUCACAGACGAUGGAUACGGAUGCUGCUACAAUCCGAGACCAGACGACAUUAAUUUUGGCCUUUCAGCCUUCAAAAACAACAAGGAAACGUCGGCUAGAAGAUACAGGGAGGCUCUAACCGAGAGCCUGCAGGAUAUGCACCAUAUACUAGCCAAAACACAAAAGGCGAAAUUGUAGUGGUACUUACUUGUUCAGAUAUAUUUCGAGUACUAUAUUGGCAAUGUGCUUAACAGUACUAAAGAAACCUUUCUGACAUGUUGUGCUUUUCAACUCAGUUAAUGAGUAAAUGCUUGUGGGUCUGAUUGGCGCCAAUCGUUUAUUCGCUGGGAGCGGUAACUAUGAUUAUAUGUCACGUGUAAUUUGGAUUCGUGAUUUGGAGGACGAUCUUAUGUGUAUGCUUUAUAUGAUUUACAAAAACAACAGAUUAUUUAAAGUUUUACUAUUAAUUUUGUGUUAAUGUAACAAUACAUUACUAUUCGCCAUGUGCAAGUACUUGGAGGGGAUACGAGAAACGAUCGUGCGCGAAUAGCGGAGAAAUCUUACAACUUUUUUAAAUAAUUCAUUUGUCAAUUGAAAUUGUCAAAUUGACGUAUAUUUCAUAUCUAUUGUCAAUGAAGAAGAAAAAUUUAUGUUGCUCCACAAUAUUGAUAUGAUAUGCAAUUAUUAUAUAAAAGUAAAUUUAAUUAAUUGUAUUUUGAUUGUAGUAGUGCAUUUAAUAAUUAAUUUUAUUUACUACAUACAAUUGUUUACCUUUUAAUAACAUAACCUUAAUAUUACUUUUUCUUAUAAUUUUUUUGGGCUAUGGCCAUGACAAUUGUCCAGUAACCAGGACCAAUAUGAUUGGCCAAUAUAAUUAAAAGUGCGAAAAAAGUUGCCGAGCUAUGAAACCAGGUGUCGCUUUUCCGAACUUGCACGGUCCCAAUAGAUUUUCAACAGUGUUGGCGAUAAGCUGCAUUCCUGUCCCUUAUUCACAAUGAAGCUAUUGGAUAACUGUUGUUGAUUGAUUGGGUGUUGUUAUAGAAUUUUUGCACUGCUUUUAUUAAAGUUAUAUUAAUUAGAGUAUUUCCAGGACUUGUCAUAAUUUACACAGUGAUACUGUGGUCUGUGUCAUAAUUUACAAAGACGAUCUUGUGUAUGGUUUAUAUGUGACUUACAAAAACAAGUGAUUAUUUGAAGUUUUCCUAUUAAUUUUGUGCUAAUGUAUCAAUACAUUAUUAGUUUGCUAUAGACACCCUAUAUGGUAGAAAAUGUUUUGAUAUAAUACAUAAAUAUAGGUUAAAUAUGAAAGACACAGAGAUAUUUUAAGGUGAACUUGUAUGAUUGAGGUAUUUGACAUUCGACGUAGGCUGAACAUAAUAUGUCAGUGUUGCCAUAUCGUCAAUUAUUUCAUACUCUCACAUCUAAAAUUCAAAAUCGGGCAAUUUAUUAUAUUAUAUUUACUGUUAUAAUGUACGUAAGACCGUCCUCCAAUUUGUAAAAUUUGCGCCACCAUGUGAAGCACUAUCGAAAUAUCAUAUCCCCUCUGUCAACCCUUCCAGCGAAUGCUGAAGCCAUCGAAAAAGUUCGUAAUUAAAGUAGGUUGUGGAAUUUACAUUUAAAUGACGAUGGUUAACAUUUCAUAUGGACAUUUUUGCAAAUUGUUAGUGGCAGUAUGUGACAUUUGUGUCAUUAUCGUUGUUAGUAUUCAAAGUUUUAUUAAAAGUGGUAAAUAAAUAAGUUAGGUUAUGUGUAGCUUAUUCUAUGCAAGUGGUUAAGGUCCAAAGCUCUGUUAUUUUUAUUCCACAGGCCACAGACUAUAUUAGUUUCGAUGGCUUUAUCCCAGGCAACCAAAUAACGUUUAUAAAAAGUUGAAAAGACGUCAUAAUUAUUACCAAACCACGUCAGUUUAUCACGUUUUUUCGACGUCGAAAGUCACGUGAAUUUGCCCCACCACAAUUCACGUCAUUUUUAUCAUGUUUUACCUACGUGAUAUCAAUAACGUAGUUUUUAUGUCGUUUUUUAGAUUGUUUUUCAUUUUAUGGGUUUAAAAAUACACAAUUAUUCGUAUGGGCAUUGUUGGUAUUGCAAUUUUUCAUUUAACUGUUUUAAAUUUAGCCCAUAGGCUAAAAGUAAAACCAAAUGGAAGACUAUCUAAAAUGUAUAGAAUUACAAUACCCUCAAUGCAACAAAUAUAGAAUUUUCACUUUUUAUAUAUACUUACUGCAUCAAAACUGAAACUACAUAUAAACUAAUAAAUAAUUUAUUAACAAAUUAAUUUAAUUAAACUCUAAUUAAACACAUCAUUAGUUCAUUAACAGAAAAUAAACACCAAAACAAAACAAAUAACAUAACCUCAAACAGUUUUCAUGAAGAACUAUUGCACUUAUUGAGAAAAACGAACAAAAAUCCCUUAAUUAACACGUUUCUUCAACUAAAUAUCUAAAUGAAAAGUCUUAUUUUACCAAACAAAGCACGUAAACAAUAAGGGAAAAGUUUCUUGACAAUUUAACGUUAUAAACGAAAUCGUUUGGAGUUGGAGUCAAAGUUAAUAAGCUCCUCUCAAUUUUGUGACGUCAGACUUAGGCUAUCAAACGAAAACGUGUUUUUAAACGUAUUUUAACGUCAUUAAUCUUACGUAUUUAAAAUCACCUACAAAAGACGUUUCUACGACGUAAUGUUCAAACACGUGUAUAUAUUCAACCAAAAACUGACGUUUCCUCGACGUUAUUGACGUCACUUGGUUGCCUGGGAUAUAAAUCACGCUGUUACUAAAAUAUACUAUUUAAAUGUAAAACAGCCAAAAAAUCUUCAUAGCUAUAUUGAUUGCCUUCAGCAUCAAUUUUUUUAAUGUGUGCUCUAUUUUAUGAUGAAUUUAUAUUAAUCAUCAAGCUGUGUGAUUUAAUUGAACCAAAAGUGAUCAGAGCUUGUUCACUGUUUAAGUGAUCAAGUCAGAGACUGAUUUUUAUGCAAGGUAACCAAGAUAUUUAUAAAAAAUAUUAUAUACUAAUUUUACUGCAAAGGAAUUUAUCGUAUUUUUAAUAUGUAUUUUCAAAUAAGUUUUAUCAAUAAUGUGUUCUAUUUUAUACACCAAUAAAGUUUUUACAUACAA
Molecule: messenger RNA, 4966 nt
Organism: Diabrotica virgifera virgifera (western corn rootworm)
Lineage: Eukaryota; Metazoa; Arthropoda; Insecta; Coleoptera; Chrysomelidae
Product: carnitine O-acetyltransferase
Exons: 11
Coding region: 166-2055 (629 amino acids)
Biological process (GO): carnitine metabolic process, CoA-linked
Cellular component (GO): peroxisome
Molecular function (GO): carnitine O-acetyltransferase activity
Source: RefSeq, a predicted model, not a curated record